Messenger RNA from Pungitius pungitius (ninespine stickleback), 504 nucleotides. It is a transcript of the gene rbx1, whose product is annotated as ring-box 1, E3 ubiquitin protein ligase. Gene Ontology annotation, molecular function: ubiquitin protein ligase activity; zinc ion binding; cullin family protein binding. Gene Ontology annotation, cellular component: cullin-RING ubiquitin ligase complex; nucleus. Lineage: Eukaryota; Metazoa; Chordata; Actinopteri; Perciformes; Gasterosteidae. The record is from RefSeq and is a predicted model, not a curated record. Bases 43 to 369 code for a protein of 108 amino acids. The transcript has 5 exons. Gene Ontology annotation, biological process: ubiquitin-dependent protein catabolic process; protein ubiquitination.
UUCCGGGUCUUUAGCUCAUCAGGCCAACCUUCUCCUUUCAAGAUGGCAGCAGCUAUGGAUGUUGAUACGCCGAGUGGCGCAAGCAGUGGAGCUAGCAAAAAGCGAUUUGAAGUUAAAAAGUGGAAUGCUGUGGCGCUGUGGGCCUGGGACAUUGUGGUGGAUAACUGUGCCAUCUGUCGGAACCACAUCAUGGAUCUCUGUAUAGAGUGCCAGGCCAACCAAGCUUCUGCGACCUCUGAGGAGUGCACUGUGGCCUGGGGUGUUUGCAACCAUGCCUUCCACUUCCACUGUAUUUCCCGUUGGCUGAAAACCAGACAGGUGUGUCCUCUGGACAAUAGGGAGUGGGAGUUUCAGAAAUACGGACACUAGCUGCAUUACUGCGUCAUUACAAGCAUCUCCUGCUACUUCUGUUCCCUCCUGCUUGUAAACAAGUUAUUUUAUGCCCAUGUCUUUUGUUUUGGUAUGUUGUUAAUACAAAAAUAAACAUGAAUAUUGUCACACCAA